AUGUUGGAUGGAAUGGGUUGUGAGGGAAGUGGCAACAGGAACACAAACCUGACCAAUGAGAGACAGCAGCUUAUCCUCAAGAACACAAACCUGACCAAUGAGAGAGAGCAGCUAAUACUCAAGAACAAAAACCUGACCGAUAACAGAGAGCAGCUAAGAAGUGAACUUCUGAUUUGUGUUGGAUGGAUUUUCUAUCAGUCCAGUUUUUACUACAUGUCCAAUGAGACAAAGAACUGGACUGAGAGCAGACGAGACUGUCAGAAGAGAGGAGCAGAUCUGAUCAUCAUAAACAACAGAGAGGAAUAUUAUUUUGUUCAGAACAAGUCUGGUCCUGCUGCUGUUUAUAUUGGUCUGACUGACACUGAAGUGGAAGGCAACUGGAAAUGGGUUGAUGGCAGCAAUCUGACCUCUGGUUUCAGCUCCUGGGCACCUGGACAGCCAAAUGAAUACAACACAGUAGACGAGGACUGUGCUAUGACGGUAGCUGUGCCUCUGCCAGAGUUUGCUAAUAUAGAAGGGUGGCAUGAUGUUGCAUGUAAUAAAGCUUUUAAAUGGAUCUGUGAGAAGAGGACUUCACAGUUCAUACUUCCAUAAGAACACACACACCUCUUGACACAAGUUCAACAAUACAAAACUUUUGUAAUUGAUUCUCAUCUAAAGCAGAUUUUCUCAAUCUUGUUCCAGGAGGACCUAUAACAUUGAACAUUUAAUCUUUUUUUUCCCCUUUGUCAGACACACAUUUCAUG
Messenger RNA from Carassius auratus (goldfish), 746 nucleotides. RefSeq names its product asialoglycoprotein receptor 1-like. Lineage: Eukaryota; Metazoa; Chordata; Actinopteri; Cypriniformes; Cyprinidae. The record is from RefSeq and is a predicted model, not a curated record. Bases 1 to 594 code for a protein of 197 amino acids. The transcript has 5 exons.